Messenger RNA from Sander lucioperca (pikeperch), 2555 nucleotides. Its product is annotated as von Willebrand factor A domain-containing protein 5A-like. The transcript has 19 exons. The coding region runs from base 137 to 2431 and encodes 764 amino acids. Lineage: Eukaryota; Metazoa; Chordata; Actinopteri; Perciformes; Percidae. The record is from RefSeq and is a predicted model, not a curated record.
GCGUGGCUUUGGAUCAACAGCAUAUCCCCAACCAGAAACCCUUCGCGUUUGAUUUCCCUGUCCGGAAGCUUCCUGCUCAGAGUGAACUUUUUUCCGCAGAGCAAUAACUACUGAAAGUGUAACCUGUUAACCAGGCAUGAUGAUGAACUGCUGUGGUCUGCUCACUGCCAAUAAGGAACCAGUUCCUCUGAAGAGCGUGGAGGUGGAGCUGGAGGUGAGGGCCCAUGUGGCUACAGUGGUCUCCACUCUGAACUAUGAGAACAAGGAGGACAAACCACUGGAGGCUGUUUUUGUCUUCCCUCUUCCUGGAGAUGCUGCUGUCUGUCACUUCAGUGCUAAGAUUGGACAGACAGAGAUUGUAGCUGAGGUGAAGGAGAAACAGAAGGCUCGUGAGGAGUAUGAUGAUGCUUUGAGCUCUGGUCAGCAGGCCUUCCUGUUGGAGGAGAGUGAUCAGAGUCCAGAUAUAUUCUCUCUGAGUGUGGGCAGUCUGCGUCCAGGAGAGAGCGCCUCCAUCAGGCUGGAGUACGUCACUGAGCUGGCUGUGCAGGCUGAUGAAGGGCUGAGGUUUUGUCUGCCUGCUGUGCUCAACCCUCGCUACCAACCUCAGGGGAGUGGAGGUAGUGGAGGUAGCAACGUUCAGAUGACUUCUGUUCCAGCCUCUCUGGUGCCCUACAGUCUGUCUUUCUCUGCCCGAGUGUCCUCUCCUCGUCCAGUCUCUAAAGUAGAGUCCAACUGUCCCCUGGACGCUCUCCAGUACCUCAACACAGAGCAAACCCAGGCUACGGUUAAGUUGGCUGCAGGACACAAGUUUGACAGAGAUGUUGAACUGCUGAUUUAUUACAAAGAUGCCCACCAGCCCACUGCUGUGGUUGAGGCAGGACAGGCCUCUGCCAAGCCUGGCACUCUGAUGGGUGAUCCAGUGGUGAUGCUGAGCCUGUACCCUGAGUUCCCCCAGGCUGUGAUGUCUUCAGUCACCUCAUGUGGAGAGUUUGUGUUCUUAUUGGAUAGAUCUGGCAGUAUGGAUGGGGCCCGUAUAAAGAGUGCCAGGGAUACUCUGCUGCUCCUGUUGAAGAGCUUACCAAUGGGCUGCUAUUUCAACAUCUACAGUUUUGGGUCCAGCUAUGAACACAUCUUCCCUAAGAGUGUGGAGUACAGCCAGAAGACCAUGGAAGAGGCUCUGAAAAAAGUUGAAGAGAUGCAAGCUAAUCUGGGAGGAACAGAGAUCCUGAUGCCCCUCAAACACAUUUACAGCCAGCCCUGCAUUCCCAGUCAACCUAGACAACUAUUUGUCUUUACUGACGGAGAGGUGUGCAACACCAAAGAAGUUAUAAAUCUGGUGAUGAAGAAUUCAGGUUCCCACAGGUGUUUCUCUUUUGGGAUUGGGGAAGGGGCCAGCUCUGCUCUUAUCAACGGGUUGGCCAAGGAAGGAGGAGGUCACGCUCAGUUCAUCACAGGAACUGACAGGAUGCAACCCAAAGUGAUGCAGUCGCUGCGUUUUGCUCUGCAACCAGCUGUGGUGGACAUCUCAGUCAAGUGGGAUUUGCCAAAGGGAGUGUCCGUCACUGCUCUCUCUCCACCAAUCACAGCACUUUUCCAGGGUCAAAGGUCACUGGUUUAUGGCCAGCUCACUGGAAAGAGUUCAGAGGCAGCGGAGGGCUGUGUGACGGUGAAGUACAGCCUGGCAGGUCAUCCCUCUCAGAACCAGGUCCACUUCAGUCUCACACCUGCAGAGGACACUGGAUUACUGGUCCACAGGUUGGCUGCUCGGACUCUGAUUCGCUCCCUGGAGAUGGAGGAGAGAGAGCGCGGAAGAGAGCAAGAGGAAGGAGUGAAGAAAAAGGUGGUAGAGCUCAGUGUCCAAUCAGGAGUGAGCAGUGCCUUCACUGCCUUCAUUGCUGUCAACAAAGGAGACGGCGAGGUGAUUCAAGGAAAUCUGGUGCGCAGAAAUGUUCCAACACCCAGGAUGAUGGCCUGUAGAAUGCCUAUGAUGGCUAUGGCGAACUCUUUUCCAUCCUGUCCUCCUGGGAUGAUGGCCUGUAGUAUGGGUAGGUCUGUUCGGUCCUGUCCUCCUGUCUCAGAAAGCUGUUUGCCCAAGCAGCCACCCAGAGACCCUUUGCUGCAGCUGGUCUCCCUCCAGAAGGCGUCUGGCUGCUGGGUACUGGAUCCAGCUCUGGCUGCUGCACUGGGAAAGACCAGCGAGGAGGUGGAAAAGUCCAAGCCUGCAUCGGUGAACCAGGAAGUAUGGGCCACCAUUCUGGCUCUGAUCUGGCUCCAUGGUUUCAAGAUGGAUGCUCAGGAAGAGUGGGAGCUUCUGGCUAUGAAGGCUGUGUCAUGGCUCCGUGCCCAGAAUGCUCCAUGUGUGACAGAGUGUGUGGAAGCUGGAAAUGCUCUGUUGGGGUUUAACGUGCAGAAAGACGCUCUGGGACUCUGAGAUUUUCAUUUGAUCAGCUUAUCUUUAGGAUUGAAGCAUUUACUCCAUCCACCCUUUUAUUAUGACCAUUGUACCAUACUAUUUACCUAACAACAAUUAAAUAUUGUUCUUUUAUGUUUUUCUA